This is a messenger RNA of Halichondria panicea, 1693 nucleotides long. RefSeq names its product antizyme inhibitor 2-like. The transcript is spliced from 10 exons. Bases 259 to 1665 code for a protein of 468 amino acids. Gene Ontology annotation, cellular component: cytoplasm. The record is from RefSeq and is a predicted model, not a curated record. NCBI's taxonomy places the organism in Eukaryota, Metazoa, Porifera, Demospongiae, Suberitida, Halichondriidae. Gene Ontology annotation, molecular function: ornithine decarboxylase activity.
CUAAUUCGAUAGCAGUAAACAUCAUAAACAAGAAGUCACAUGAUAAAGAGGGACAUAGGGAGCUUGUGUAUUAUGUCAAUGAUGGACCGAAGGGAUCACUCCAUUGUUUUGAAUAUACCACCCCUGAUCCAUUUCUUCUCAAGGAUUACAGUGGUCCUUUGUACUCCACUUGUCUGUGGGGCCCGACAUUAUCACCUGCGGAUAAACUCGGUGAUGUUCAGCUGCCUGAGUUGAGCAUUGGGGACUGGAUCUGUUUUCAUGAUGUGGGAGCCUACUCUCUCGCUGUUACGACCAACUUCAACGGGUUCCCAAAGACAAAGUCAUACUACUACGUUACCUUGGCGAACCACUGUGUCAAUGGAGGUGCAUAUCAGUGAGACUACCACAGUUGAGCUGGGCAUUGUACCUGAUGGUGAGGCAGCUCUGAGGGAGUAUAUUAGCAAUAAAACCUCUGCUGGUUCAGGGAGAAAGGACUAUGAUGACCCAUUCCAUGUUGUUGACCUUGGCCGGGUACUGGAGCUCCAUAGAGACUGGGUGACUGCCCUGCCCACUAUCACUCCAUUCUAUGCCAUCAAGUGCAACAACGACCCAGCUCUCUUGAAGACACUCGCUGCGCUAGGGACUGGAUUCGACUGUGCAAGCAAGCCAGAGAUUAAGGCUGUGUUGGAUAUGGGGGUGUCUCCAGAUCGUAUUAUCUACGCCCAUCCCUCCAAGCAAGUGUCCCACAUCAAGUAUGCAGUCACUGAGUAUGUCGAUAAAAUAGUGUUUGACGGAGAAGAAGAAAUGUACAAAAUACAAAAACAUUUUCCAUCUGCAAAGCUUGUUCUGCGGAUCAGAGCUGAUGACCCAGAUGCUAAAUUUCCACAUGGAAUGAAGUUUGGCUGCACAGUACCUGAAGGAAGAGAUCUUUUGAGUACUGCAAAAAGCCUGGGAUUAGACGUCAUUGGUGUAUGCUUCCAUGUGGGCACUGGGUCUCAAUCCUCCAGAGCGUAUGAGUUAGCUCUGAAGAUGUCUGUUGAAUUGUUUGAGUACGGCUAUGAGAUUGGCUAUCAGUUCAGUCUGCUGGACAUUGGAGGAGGUUUCUAUGGAGACAGGGGCUCUAAAGAUGUCUUCCAGCGAGUGGCCAGUGCCAUCAACUCCAGUCUGGACUCUCUCUUCAGUUCAUUCCCAGGACUCACUGUCAUCGCUGAGCCAGGUGCUUUUUUUGCCUGUUCAACUCAUUCAAUAGCAGUAAACAUCGUAAAUAAAAAGUCACGUGAUAAAGAGGGACACAGGGAGUUUGUGUAUUAUGUCAAUGAUGUACCAAAUGGAUCACUCGACUGUUUUAGAUAUACCACCCCUGAUCCAUUUCUGUUUAAGGAUUACAGUGGUCCUUUGUACUCCACUUGUCUGUGGGGCCCGACAUUAUCACCUUUGGAUAAACUCGGUGAUGUUCAGCUGCCUGAGUUGAGCAUUGGGGACUGGAUCUGUUUUCAUGAUGUAGGAGCCUACUCUCUCGCAGUUACAACCAACUUCAACGGGUUCCCAAAGACAAAGUCAUACUACUAUACGUUACCUUGGCGAACCAGGAUAAGUUACGAGAGCUGUUAUUUUCAAAUCUCCUCUCUACCCCCUCCCAACCAACUGCUGACUGACUAUAAUCUUUGUUGUAUUGAUGGGUUCUAGCUCGUGUGAAUAUGUCAUUUAUAAUUAG